AGAUUGAUUUAGACCUCUGCUUGAAGCCCUCUACUCUGGCACAUGCUCUGCUCCGCCCGAAGUCCUCUGCUCCAGCAGGGGCGCCGCCCCAUCUCGAGCUCGCCCCGGGACCUUCCGCAUCGGCGCCGUCGCUGCCUUGCGCACCCGAGCCGCAUCCACCUUCAGCAAAUCUCGCGCCGCCGCCGCCUCCUUCCGUCCCUCGCGCGACAUUGAAGCCGCCAGACCAAGACCUAGGGUUGGAUGGGGAGCACGGAGGACUAUUUCAAGAACAACGGAAGGGAUUUCAGGGAAGAGAGGAAGGCACGAACCUUUGGCGCCAAAUGAUUUCUCCCCCGCGCGCGCAUCGGAUCCAUGGCUCGUCGUCUCCCCGCAGCAACCCCUGCAACGGGCGCCUUCACCGUCGCCAAGUCUGGGAGCACGGGCCGGCAGCCGUAGUCGAACGAGACGCCGGGUUGGCAGUCAAUGCAGGCUGCGAGGGGGGUUUCUGCAAAAAAUUUCUGCAUGUCGACGGGAAUCGCCGACCCGUUGUACCUGCCCUGAGUCGUCUCUUCCCACACGACCUCAGCGGUGAGCUCGAGCUACACUGGAGCUGAUUGCGUCAGUCAUCAGAGCUCUGCAUCUGAUUGUGGGGAAACGACGAACGAACAGCGGAUCGAUGGAUGCGGGCCUGUUGAGUGCAUUUGUAAAGAAACUCGUGGCGAGGUUGUUCGUGUUAGCGGAGGAGAAAUACAAGCUGUACAAGGGCUUUGAAGAUGUUCAUUUCCUGAUAGAAGAGCUUCCUAUGAUCACGAGUGCCAUUGAUGAGCAGCUCGCAGGGAAGGAUGAUCUCACAUUGCAUUUUAAGGUCAAAGAAUUGCACCAAUUGGCUCAAGAAAUGGAGGACUGCAUAGAUUGCAUCAUGUAUCGUGCCUCCAAGGAACAGCAACCAUGGUACUGUAUAAAUCACACAACUGGGAACAGGGUAAGAACCCGUUUGCAGUUAGCCAAGGAGAUGAAGAGACUCAAGAGAAGAUUGCAGGAAGCCCACCAGCACAAGGAGAGAUACCCAGUGCCCCGUCUGUCCCAUCCUGUGCUACCUCCAUCAUCCUCGGAUCGUCUCAUCGCUCAAGAAGAUCUGGUCGGCAUUGAUGCGCCUCUGAAAGAGCAUCUGGAGCACUUGGCGGAGGGGAAAGGUCAACGGAGUCAGCUGAACGUGAUCUCUAUCGUUGGGUUUUGUGGAUUGGGGAAGACUGUUCUUGCCCAAGAGCUGUACGACAGUGAGGUCGGCAGGCAAUUUGAGAAAAGAGCAUGGGUUUCCGCUGGGCAACGGAAUCCGGAGGUGCUGUUAAUGGAGAUUCUCCAGCAAGUGCAUGAGCCACCGUUGGUUAGCUCUGAUGCCCGCCAGCUUAGCAUUGAUCUCAGAAACUAUCUAAAGACCAAGAGGUAUUUCAUUGUAAUUGAUGACAUCCAAUCAGCGGAUCAGUGGAAUCGCAUAAAAACCGCCUUCCCGCGGCUACAAGAUGUUAGCAGCAGAAUAGUGGUAACAACAAAAUUCCAGUCAGUGGCGAAUACCUGCAGCUCUACCAAUGUCUAUGUGCACAGAAUGAGAAGACUUGAUGAGGAAUGCUCAAAGCAGCUGUUACUGAAGGAGUCGUGUCUGCAGGAAUAUUCAGAUUCCUCGCAGUCGGAUCCGAAGGUAAUAUUGGAUAAAUGUGAUGGUCAACCACUUGCUUUGACUGCCGUGGGUCAAUUCAUUCAAAGUAGAAAUUCAGUGGAGCAACCUGAAUGGGAAGGUGUUUGCAAGGACGUACGGUGUCAUUUGGACAGCGACGAUGCCUUAAAGAGAAUGCAUCAGGUGCUGACCCAUGACUACACCAGCCUUCCGACCCAUGAACUCAAGGCUUGCUUGCUAUAUUUUGCUAUGUUCCCCAGUGACCAUCGAGUCAGGGCGAAAAGGCUGAUGAGGCGAUGGUUAGCUGAGGGAUUUGUGGUACCAUCAACUUUAUGCAGCGAUCCAGCUGCUCAAAGUUUCAGGGAGCUCAUGGACCGCAACAUCAUCCAGUCUGUUGAUGUAAGCAACAACUUGAAGGUGAAAACAUGCAAAACUUAUGGCAUGAUGCAUGAGUACGUUGUGCGCAAGUCUCUCUCCGAGAACAUCAUUGCUUUGUUUGAUGAUGGAAAGCUCCAACCCAAACAUGCUCGUCGCCUUUCUCUCCAUGACAGCAGUAUUUCAGAUUCCUCCAAUCUGGAAUUUGAUCUAUCCCUAGUAAGAUCUCUAACAGUCAUUGGGGAGGCAGGACAAUGCAAGUUACAGACGUUAUCAGGAUUUCUUGUCGACGAAAGUGAAGGAUUUGCAGAGCUUAUGGUUCAUAUGAAUAAAUUACGAAAGAUGAAGAUCUGGUGCGAGUCAUCCGCAACAAGUAGUAGCUUGACUAAUGUUAAGAAGGCCAUACAGAAGUUCAUUCAUGAUGUAAAGGACCCAGCGGAUGACCCUCGUUCUUUGUCAGUCCAUUUUGAAGGAUGCUCCGAAGACUUGCUAGAAGGCUUGGAAGCUCCCUGCUAUCUUAGGUCGUUGAAAUUACAGGGUAACCUACCGAAAUUGCAUGAGUUUGUCACAGCACUUCGUCGACUCAGGGAAUUGUGCCUUCAAUCAACUAGAUUGACAGCUGAUCUUCUAACAGCUUUGGGUAAUUUGAAAGACCUGCUGUACCUGAAGCUGAUUGCAGAUAAACUUGAAGAGAUCACCUUUAGGGACAGGGCAUUGCCAAACCUGCUCUGCUUGUGUUUUGUGGUGAAACAUCCAACAUUUCCGAAGGUUGAAGAUGGUGCUUUGCCACAUUUCAUAUCACUUCAGCUGCUCUGCGAAAAUCUGGAUGACCAGUGCAUUGUCCAGAUCAAAGGCUUUACACGUCUGAGGGAACUAGUUCUUUAUGAUGAACUCAACACUGAUGUUAAAGCAAAUUGGAAGGACGAGUACAAAAAACUGGCAUCCAAAUGCCCGCCAGACGAGCCGAAAUUUGCUUCCAACAACAAGGGACAGCCAGUGGCUUGUGUUGCUCUAACUGGCUUGCCCAUUGCUGGGAUUGGCACAGUGUCUUCUUAA
Molecule: messenger RNA, 3082 nt
Organism: Panicum virgatum (switchgrass)
Lineage: Eukaryota; Viridiplantae; Streptophyta; Magnoliopsida; Poales; Poaceae
Product: disease resistance protein RGA4-like
Exons: 5
Coding region: 656-3082 (808 amino acids)
Biological process (GO): defense response to other organism
Molecular function (GO): ADP binding
Source: RefSeq, a predicted model, not a curated record